AUGAAAAACGUUCUGGCGGGCCACGCAAAUCUCUCUCCCAUUGGCUGCCUCCGCCACGCCACCCGCCUCAAUGGUGCUCGGCGGAGGGGCACGCGGGCGGGCGCGCGGCGGCGGCGCAGCCAAUCAGAGGCGGCGGGCGGAACCGAGCGGCGGCUUCCCAUUGGCUGGCGCCGGAGGGUAAACAAGCGGCGGGGGCGGGGGCGCGGCGGGGGGCCGCUGGCGCGGGGCUGCGGGAGGCGCAGAGCGCAGCGCCGGACCCGGCGAGGAGCGGAAGCUCGAACCGAGCGGGACCCCGACCCGACCCGACCCGACCCGGACCGCGGCGCCGGCACCGACCCCGGCGCUCGCCCUCGGCUCGCCCCGCUGCGGCUGAGCCCGAAACAGCGGCGUCCCGGCCGGCCCCCCCUUUUUUCCUCCAGCCGUGCACCUGUCGCAGACCGCCGGGACCCCCCUCCCCUGGCCGGCGUCCAUGCUGAGCGGGCGGGGGCACUGCCCGCCUCCCCCGCACCAUGGAACGGCUUCUACGACCAGCAGGUUCCCUUCAUGGGCCCCGGGAAGUCCUGUGCAGAGGAGGGCCGAGGCCGUCUGGGGUCCGAUAGGAAAAAGGAAUUUUGGAGGACGGAUCUAGCCCAUGACUCGGAAGAGCUCUUCCAGGAUCUCAGCCAGCUCCAAGAGGCCUGGCUAGCUGAAGCUCAGGUUCCCGACGAUGAACAAUUUGUCCCGGAUUUCCAGUCUGACAACUUGGUCCUGCAUGCCCCACCUCCUGCAAAGAUCAAGCGGGAGCUGCACAGCCCUUCCUCGGAGCUGUCGUCCUGCAGCCACGAGCAGGCUCUCUGUGCCAGCUACGGGGACAAGUGCCUCUACAACUGCUGUGCCUAUGACAAGCCCCCCGCCGGGUUCAAGCCAUUAACGCCGCCCACCACGCCGAUGUCCCCCGCCCACCAGGGCUCGGCCCUGCCCCCGGCUCAGGCUCCGGCCCCCGGCCAUGCCCGCAAGCUGCCCCCGGGGCAAGCCCUGGCCCCGCACCCGCUGCAGGAGCAAGAGCAGCAAACCUUUGCUGUGCCACGGCCUCCCUCACCACCCCUGCAAAUGCCAAAGAUGAUGUCUGAAAACCAGUACCCUACAGAGCACAGGUUUCAGAGGCAGCUGUCAGAGCCCUGCCACCCCUUCCCCCCAGCCCGGGGUGCCUGGGGACAGCCGCCCGUCUACCACCGGCAGCUCUCAGAGCCCCUGGGCCCCGCUGCCCCCCGCCCCCUCAGGGAUUCAAGGCAGGAGUACCAUGACCCCCUCUAUGACCGGGGGCCUGGCCUGCCUGGCCCCCAGCCAUGGCUUCCAGCCCCCAUGGGCAUCAAGCAGGAGCCCGGGACUACUGCAUUCGACUCAGAAGUGCCAUAAUUUGGUCAGUCCUCAUACCUGCGGGGGAACGUCUUUCCCAGCAACCACGAUGGAUUUUCCAUUAUGAAAAAAGACACACGAUUGUAUUUUGAUGACACGUGCGUGGUACGGAGCGGCUGGAGGCACCUCCUCCCUUCUCCAGCUCUGACUCUGGCCCUGGUGAAGCAGGAGCCCACCCUGUACCGGGAGGGCCCUCCCUACCAGCGCCGUGGCUCUCUGCAGCUCUGGCAGUUCCUGGUCACCCUCCUGGAUGACCCUGCCAGCCACUUCAUCGCCUGGACUGGACGGGGCAUGGAAUUCAAACUCAUCGAGCCUGAGGAGGUAGCCGGCGUUGGGGGCAUCCAGAAGAACCGUCCCUGCCAUGACUACGACAAACUCAGCCGCUCUCUGCGCUACUACUACGAGAAGGGCAUCAUUGCAGAAGGUGAGUGGGAGGGGGUGGCUGGGGAGCGGUACGUCUACAAGUUCGUCUGCGACCCCGACGCCCUCUUCCUCCAUGGCCUACCCCGACAACACCAGCGUCCCUUCCUAAAGACAGAGCCCGACUGCCCAGUGCCUGAGGAGGAGACGGUGCCCCUGACACACUUUGAGGACAGCCCGGGUUACCUCCUGGAGAUGGAUCCCUGCAGCAGCCUUCCCUACGCCGAGGGCUUCGCGUACUGACUGCCGGCGGGCACAGCCCACGAGUGCUGCCACCUCCACUCUGGGCAAAUACGGUUUUUGUAAAGAAUACUUUCUUUUUUUUUUUUUUUUUUUUUUUCUUGCUGUUUGUAAGGUGGAAAACAACCAAACAAAACCAACACAAAGCAAACGGUGGGCACAUCCACAAAUUGGAGGAAUCUCAAAUGCCCAGGGUGUGACACCACCCAAUUCCCACCCUUGCUGUCCAAGGGCUUGUGCAUGGGACUGCCGUGGCUGGCACCUCCCGCCGAGACAUUCACCGGAUGUUCUGGGGCAAAAGACACUUUCUCUGAGCCUGGCCCCGUCCCUUGCCAGCACCCUGAGGGGGGGGUCGGCUCCAGCAGUGCCCCGGGGCUGGGGCUGAGCUGGCGUUGGGCCACCUGGCAAGUUGUCAGACAAUCUGCUUUGCAUCACAGACGACGAUCCGAUCCGAUCCGACCGCGUAGCUGCCUUGUGUGGUGGAAAGGGCUUUGAUUUGCACAGAGGAAGGAUGUGGGGGGGGGCCGCCUGGGCCAGCACCCGGGCUGAUGCCUGCUGCAUCUCACCCAACCUCCAGGAGCCUUCUGCCUUCUUUCCCAAACGCCCCCAUCCUCGUGAUAGAACCUGCUCUAAUGGUUUCCCAGCCUCUCCCCGCUUCUCUCCUGCCCCUCACUUCUCCCCAGCUCCCAGCUGUGGGCCAUGGGUUGCAUUUCAGGGGAGGAGACCCUGACACUAUCUCCUCCCCCUGUCCUUUCUUUUUUUUUUUUUUUUUUUUUUUUCCCUGGAUGUUUUGGGGGAGGGGGGAAAAGGUUUCUAAAACUGGUUUUUUGUAGAUUUUUUUGUAUUCUAAGGCAAAGCUAUAUUUUGCAGCCCGGCUGGCUGUUGCUGGGGCCCUGGGGGGGACCCCCUUUGGCUUUUCUGGUGACAUGCUUGCAGGGGGAGCCCUGGGUGCCCACGGCUCACUGGGAAUGCCUGCCGAGUAAUCUGGUCCACUCCAUUUCACCCCUCCAGUCCUCUUUUCUGGGGCACCAGGGCCAAACCAUGGUGCCAGCUCAGCUGCAUCCCUCCCCUGCUCAGCAUGGCCUGGGAGCUGGGUUGGAAGGCUGCAGGGGGGGCAGUCAUGGGGGGUGGUCCCUAACCCCCUUUUCCUCCAGCUCCCCCUCUCCCUGCUGCCCUCCUGACGCUCCUCUGCCACUCGUAUAUCCAUACCUGCCCCUCCCUCCACUGGCUACAGUUUUUGUUGUAAAUGCUGUAUAGGAAGUUUGGGUUUUUUUUUCCUCUUCCUUAGUUGUUAUGCUUUGGUUGGAUUUUUUUUUUUUUUUUGACUGAUUCAUUCUUUUGGGUUUUGUUUUGGGUUUUGUUUUUUUUUUUUUUUUUAGGAAGUAUGAAGAUUAACUCUGGGUAGACUGGGUUGCUCUCCCCUGCAGGGGUCUGCCCCCGGGGGAGGUUUGGUUGGAGGAACCCACCUUUAGGGAGAGGGUUUUUAGCAGGUCUAACAGUGCAGAAGGGGUUAAUCUGAAGACUGAUUUGAAACUCUUUACUCAGCAGGGCUGUGUAUCUUCCCCUGCAAAGCUGCGUACAUAUCUGUACUGUGUACAAUAAGGAUCUUGCUUCUGUUCU
Molecule: messenger RNA, 3675 nt
Organism: Calypte anna (Anna's hummingbird)
Lineage: Eukaryota; Metazoa; Chordata; Aves; Apodiformes; Trochilidae
Product: ETS variant transcription factor 5
Biological process (GO): cell differentiation; regulation of transcription by RNA polymerase II
Cellular component (GO): nucleus
Molecular function (GO): sequence-specific DNA binding; DNA-binding transcription factor activity, RNA polymerase II-specific
Source: RefSeq, a predicted model, not a curated record